ACCCUGGCCAUGCUGGCGCUGCUAUACUGCUGCUUGCUUCUGGUGGCCCAUGCUUCGGCUUCCGGGACCUUCCUGAACACCCAGGAGGAGCAAAUCCGCGACAUGCAUGCCAAAGUGACGGAGAUCUGGCAGGCCCUCACGCAGCGGCGGGUGGUUCAAGACCAGCCAACUGGGGUGCUGUAUGCCUCCUGCCAGGUGCAGCCAUCGGCAAGGUUGGAAGCGGAGCAGCCGCGGGUCAGCGGUACCAUCGUCUUCAAGCAGUUGGGGCCAGGUGCCAAGCUGGAGGCCUACUUUGACCUGGAGGGCUUCCCGACUGAGGCCAACAGCACCAGCCGUGCCAUCCACGUGCACGAGUUCGGGGACCUGAGCCAGGGCUGCGAUUCCACCGGCCCCCACUACAACCCGCUGGCCGUGCCGCACCCUCAGCACCCCGGAGACUUCGGCAACUUCGUGGUGCGCGGCGACGGCCGCCUGUGGAAGCACCGCACCGGCUUGGCCGCCUCGCUCGCAGGGCCUCACUCGAUCGUGGGCCGUGCCGUGGUGGUGCACGCCGGCGAGGACGACAUGGGCAAUGGUAACAACCCGGCCAGCUUGGAGAAUGGCAACGCGGGUCGCCGGCUGGCCUGCUGUGUGGUGGGCACCAGCGGGGCUGGGCCCUGGUUGCACCAGGCACAGGAGCACGUGGAACGCAAGAAGCGCCGGCGCGAGAGCGAGUGCAAGACUGCCUAGCACAGCCAGGCUGCGCAGCUGCAGGCCUUCGCCAGGCGUCCAGGAAACCCGUGCCCUCUCCCACGUUCCCUCUUUCAUAUAGGCAGAGACACCUCCCCGCCCCCUCUCCUUUCCUCCCAGCCUCCCCCAGACCCGCUCACCCUGGAGCCUCCUAAAGUCCCUGAAGUUCCUUCUCCACCCCCACCCUGCAAGCUCCCACCUUAAGAACCUGAGGGCCCCCUCUCCUUAGGUUCCUCCCAGGCCCCAGGGCCCUAUCCCUUACCUACCCAUCUCCCACGGCGUGCCUAGCCUUGAGUCAGGGCCUUGCUGUCCACCAGCCACCACCCACUCCACAGGGAGAUGCCCUUUGGGGAUGGGGAGGGGUGGUGGUUGAU
This is a messenger RNA of Ochotona curzoniae (black-lipped pika), 1103 nucleotides long. It is a transcript of the gene SOD3, whose product is annotated as superoxide dismutase 3. Gene Ontology annotation, biological process: removal of superoxide radicals. The coding region runs from base 10 to 729 and encodes 239 amino acids. The record is from RefSeq and is a predicted model, not a curated record. The transcript has a single exon. Gene Ontology annotation, molecular function: copper ion binding; superoxide dismutase activity. NCBI's taxonomy places the organism in Eukaryota, Metazoa, Chordata, Mammalia, Lagomorpha, Ochotonidae.